GAAGAGUCUGCCGCGAGGUGAAAGGUUAGGCCGUUGACUAGGACCGGAUGUAAUAAAAGGGGGAAGCUGGGAGCGACGCGGGAAUGAAAGGUUCACCCGAGUGGACAGUGACAUAUGGGGACUGAAAAUGAAUCUCUUCCACUGGAAAAUGCUUCUAUUCUAUCUGAAAGCUCCUCACAAGAGGGACAUCGACUCUGGAUUGGCAAUCUUGAUUCCAGGUUAACUGAAUACAACCUUCUAAAGCUACUCCAGAAAUUUGGAAAAGUGAAGCAAUUUGACUUCCUUUUUCACAAAUCGGGUCCGCUUGAGGGGCAACCUAGAGGCUACUGCUUUGUCAACUUUGAGACAAAAGAGGAAGCUGAACGCGCCAUUCAGUGCUUAAAUGGCAAACUUGCGCUCUCCAAGAAACUGGUAGUGCGUUGGGCUCAUGCACAAGUGAAGAGAUAUGAUCAAUAUAAAAAUGACAAGAUUCUUCCAAUAAGUCUGGAGCCUUCCUCAAGCACUGAGCCAGUGCAGUCCAACCUGAGCAUUAGUGCAAAAAUAAAAGCAAUUGAAACCAAGCUUAAAAUGAUGGCUGAAAACCCAGAUGUGGAGUAUACAGGGCCCCCAACUUACUCAUACAAUAAACCCACAGACAAAGUACCUGGCAACAAAUCACGAACUGCUCCCUAUUCUAGACUUGUUCGGAAAUCCAAGCAAUGACUAACACCAUGAGUACUUCAGAGUCUUUCUUAUCAGAUUUCUUUAUAUGAUAUUCAGUGGAACUGUAAAAUCCAAUAAUUACUGCACAGUGACUUGGUAUGAUAUGAUUUAUUUUUCUAAACAAAAUUUAAAAUUUAAGCUGUUGGUCUUUAAAGCAUAUGGUUCAAAUGUAUGCCAGCAGAGUAAUUAGCAGUGCUGAGCUCAUCAACCUUUCAUCCUAGAAAGCUGAUUUCUAAUGUGAGUGUCAAUUUUGGCCAUGCUAAUUAAAACUGAGACCAUGACUUUGACUGUGACUGAAAUAAGGCUGUUACUUAAAUAAUGGUCUCAACUAUUUCUUGCAAUUUUGUGGUGCAAGGGUAUUUUGCUGUGGUUUAUCAUGUAAGUUGCAUCCAUAAUCUUGCAGUUCUCGACUGAACUAAGGUUUGCUGGUAAAAUCCCUGGAUUAUAUGGUGACAUUUCCCUUUCUGUUUGCUUGCAAAUUUAGAAUAAGAAUGCAAAUGUAGUUGCAGAUUUGAUGGCAAUAUACAUCAUGGAAAGUCUGGCAAAUGAAAUAAAAGUUUUAUACGGAAUGUGUAGUUACAAUCGAACACGCAAUUCAAUUUAAGAUGAUAUUUCCAAAAUAAUAUGUUCUGGCUAUUUUUUCCACAAGUCAAUUUUUUGUUCUAAUGUGACAAUGCUAAACAUUCAACUGUCAGGUCACAUGUUACACCUUGUAAAUGGCCAUAUUAAAGUUUCUUUUUAAGUACGAAUUGGUAAUGAUCCAAUUACAGAAAUGGUAAAAUAUCAUGAAAUUAAAUGUAAUUAAGUAAACUCUCAUGGUACUUAGCUAACGUAAGCCUUGGAAGUCAAAAUUCCUGGUAUUGCGCAACUGAUCUUUUUAUAAUUAUUCAUGAAUGGGAUGUGGGCAUCACUGGCAAGGUAAGCAUUUAUUGCACAUCGUGUUCAUUGUCAUUGGCAAUGCUGUGGAUUUGGAGUUACAUGUAGACCAGAAUAAAGGGCAUUGAACCGGGUGGAUUUUUAAGACAAGCGACGGUGGCUAUAUCAUUGCCAUUUGGCAAGUUUUUUUUUUAUUCAGUGCAUUUUAUUGAAUUCAGAUUUUGCCAUGUGUCAUGGAGUCUGAAUGGAUAUCCCCAGACAUUCGACUGGAUUGCAAGACCAAUGACAUUACCACUACACUGCCUAUUCUGAAUCAUGAUAGAUCCAACAUAAUCUUUACAAAUAAAGCAACUUUAUCUUCCGUGAUCCUGUCAACCAUUUUUUUUUUAUUCAUUAUUCACAAUCUUGUGGAUUGGGGUUGGCAGAUAUAGCAUGUGACAGACCUCACUGAAGAAUAAGUGAAAAAUACUUUCUUUUUUAAAUAAGACAAGACCUAUUGUAUUUUUAAAGAUAUCCAUACCUUUCUAGUGAAGACCUUGAUCUGGCAUAUACUUGCUGAGGACGUGAAUUGUAACAGUAUGGGUUUUGGGGAUUGUGAAAUGCACUGCUUGCUGCAUGUAAUGAGAGGUUUAUCAUCCGAUGCACUAAUCUCCAUCCCAUACCAGAAAGACAUUAAAGCAAUUUUGAUCCUUUGUCACAAAAUAUUUGCCACACAGUGACCUAAACAUAUCAGUCAUGUACUGCAAUGUGUGAAUGUGGAUUUGUAAAUAUUUACAGAAAUUGAUACUAUUACUUCAAGCAGCCUUGGAAUUAAAUUGGUUAAUAUUAUGGGGUUGAAGUGCAGAUUUUGUUUUAGCUAGCCAGAUGUCUUUAGCACUAUGACCCAGCUUUUUGAAGACUGAGUCUCUUAUUUUUAGCCAAGCCACUAAAUUGAUCUCAGGAACUGACUGGCUUUUUCCUCAUGUAAACCACCCAAAGUGGUAAAAUUGCUUCCUUUUUUUGCAAUCCUUGGUAUACAAAUUAGGCCCAAAGUGACUGGAUGUUCCUAAUCACAAUGGGUCGAGUCCUAUAGGUUGGGUAAGGGGCCAAUUCUUAACCCGGUUUUUACUUGUACAUUGAAGAGUCAUCCCUGGAACAAAUCAUGCUUUGAAUUAGAAACUGUAUAUAUUUUAUGACUAAGCCCCUUUUAAAGACGUUGUCUGUGUAUAAUGGAAAAAUGUUAAUGUCAUUCUUUGUGUAAAAUUUAUUAUUUAUGACUUGUAAUGAAAAAUAUUUUAGGUAAACGUAUUAAACUUUGAGUUGCUCAACAUUGAAGAGUAAAUGGAAUGUAUUAGUUGUUUUUCUUUCUAGAUUUUGUCUGGU
Molecule: messenger RNA, 2940 nt
Organism: Hemiscyllium ocellatum (epaulette shark)
Lineage: Eukaryota; Metazoa; Chordata; Chondrichthyes; Orectolobiformes; Hemiscylliidae
Gene: rbm18
Product: RNA binding motif protein 18
Exons: 6
Coding region: 115-702 (195 amino acids)
Molecular function (GO): RNA binding
Source: RefSeq, a predicted model, not a curated record